Lizanozyma spartinae is the source of this 1056-nucleotide messenger RNA. RefSeq names its product ketoreductase. The transcript has a single exon. The record is from RefSeq and is a predicted model, not a curated record. Gene Ontology annotation, biological process: fatty acid elongation. Lineage: Eukaryota; Fungi; Ascomycota; Pichiomycetes; Serinales; Debaryomycetaceae. Gene Ontology annotation, cellular component: endoplasmic reticulum. Bases 1 to 1056 code for a protein of 351 amino acids. Gene Ontology annotation, molecular function: ketoreductase activity.
AUGUCUGUUGAACUUUUUAAUACCAUUUCUAACUCUUCUGUGGGUCAUUACGUCCUCUUUGCGGCGUUACUCUUAGGGGUAUUCAAAUUGACAACUCUUGUAUUGAAUUUUAGCGCCGUUAUAUUCGAUAGCUUUAUUCUCCCUCCAGUUAACUUUAAGAAAUACGGAGGCGGAGCAAGAGGCAACAACGGCAAAUGGGCUGUUAUCACCGGAGCUUCCGAUGGGAUUGGUAAAGAAUAUGCCUUCCAAUUGGCAGCUAAGGGUUUAAAUAUCGUAUUGGUAUCCCGUACUGAAUCUAAAUUGGAAGUAGUAGCCAAUGAAAUUAAAGCCAAAUAUCCCACAACCCAAACUAAAGUAGUUGCCUUUGACGCAUCCACCGAUACGCCAGCCAAUUAUCUGACUUUAAGACAUGCCAUUGAAGAAUUAGCGGUGACAGUAUUGAUCAAUAACGUUGGCCAAUCCCAUUCGAUCCCUGUCCCCUUUUUAGAAACUGAAGACAAGGAAUUAAGAGAUAUCAUCACUAUCAAUAACACGGCCACGUUAAAGAUUACCCAAACGGUAGCUCCAAUCAUUGAAGCCACUGUUAACAAAAGCAACAAAAAGAUUAAAGGAUUGAUUCUUACCAUGGGAUCGUUUGGUGGAUUGUUACCCACUCCUUAUUUAGCUACUUAUUCCGGUUCUAAGGCCUUUUUGCAAGCCUGGUCUGCAGCUCUUGCUGGAGAAUUGAAACCUAAGGGGAUCGAUGUUGAACUUAUCAUCAGCUACUUGGUCACUUCGAACAUGUCUAAGAUUAAACGUACAUCUGCUACUAUCCCCAAUCCUAAACAAUUUGUUGGUUCUGUCUUACGUUCAGUUGGUAGACGUGGCGGUGCUCAAGAAAGAUACGCUACGUCGACCCCUUACUGGUCGCAUGCUUUAAUGCAUUUCGCUAUUGAAUCUACAGUUGGAGUUUAUUCGAAAGUUGCCAAUAAGUUGAACUUACAGAUGCAUCAACAAAUCCGUACUCGUGCUUUGAAGAAGGCUGCUCGUUUAUCUCAGCAGAAGAAAACGGAAUAG